AAUGGGGAACAAUGCGAGUGAGCAACUUGAGGAAGUCAUUGUGAAAGAAAGCUGGGAAUUGCUCCGCGGCCAACUUAGCAGGGCACUCUAACAAGUGCCUGCCCUGCGCGGCCGCGCCCCGGCCGGCGACAGCCGCAGCCCGGCGCAGUGCAGCCCAUCCCGGGACACUCGGCCGAGGCAGGCGGAGACCCAGCAGGUCCCGCGGGGGUGCAGGAGCCCCAGGCUCCCCGGCUGCUCUUCGCACGUGCCCCAGGAUCAGUCUUGACCCCCAAAGCGCGGCGCACAAAUCCACAUAAUCUGAAGACAAUGGACACUGAUGAGGGUCAAGACAUGUCCCAAGUUUCAGGGAAGGAGAGCCCCCCAGUCAGUGACACCCCAGAUGAAGGGGAUGAGCCCAUGCCUGUCCCUGAAGACCUCUCUACCACCUCUGGAGCACAGCAGAACUCCAAGAGUGAGCGAGGCAUGGUUGCAUAUGGGGCUGACGGCUUUAGGGAUUUUCAUGCAAUAAUUCCCAAAUCUUUUUCCCCCAGUAAUGUUAAAGUAGAGACUCAGAGUGAUGAAGAGAAUGGGCGUGCCUGUGAAAUGAAUGGGGAAGAAUGUGCAGAGGAUUUACGAAUGCUUGAUGCCUCGGGAGAGAAAAUGAAUGGCUCCCACAGGGACCAAGGCAGCUCGGCUCUGUCAGGAGUUGGAGGCAUUCGACUUCCUAACGGAAAACUAAAGUGUGAUAUCUGUGGGAUCAUUUGCAUCGGGCCCAAUGUGCUCAUGGUCCACAAGAGAAGCCAUACUGGUGAGCGGCCUUUCCAGUGCAACCAGUGCGGGGCCUCCUUCACCCAGAAGGGCAACCUGCUGCGCCACAUCAAGCUGCACUCGGGCGAGAAGCCGUUCAAGUGCCACCUCUGCAACUAUGCCUGCCGCCGCAGGGACGCCCUCACCGGCCACCUGAGGACGCACUCCGUUGGUAAGCCUCACAAAUGUGGAUAUUGUGGCCGAAGCUAUAAACAGCGAAGCUCUUUAGAGGAACAUAAAGAGCGAUGCCACAACUACUUGGAAAGCAUGGGCCUUCCAGGCACGAUGUACCCAGUCAUUAAGGAAGAAACUAACCACAGUGAGAUGGCAGAAGACCUGUGCAAGAUAGGAGCAGAGAGGUCCCUUGUUCUGGACAGACUGGCAAGCAACGUCGCCAAACGUAAGAGCUCUAUGCCUCAGAAAUUUCUUGGAGACAAGUGCCUGUCAGACAUGCCCUAUGACAGUGCCAGCUAUGAGAAGGAUGAAAUGAUGACAUCCCAUGUGAUGGACCAGGCCAUCAACAAUGCCAUCAACUACCUGGGGGCCGAGUCCCUGCGCCCGCUGGUGCAGACGCCCCCCGGCAGUUCCGAGGUGGUGCCUGUCAUCAGCUCCAUGUACCAGCUGCACAAGCCUCCCGCCGACGGCCCCCCACGGGCCAACCACUCGGCGCAGGACAGUGCCAGUGCCGUGGACAACUUGCUGCUCCUGUCCAAGGCCAAGUCCGUGUCAUCGGAGCGGGAGGCCUCCCCGAGCAACAGCUGCCAAGACUCCACCGACACCGAGAGCAACGCGGAGGAGCAGCGCAGUGGCCUCAUCUACCUGACCAAUCACAUCACCCCGCAUGUGCGCAACGGGCUGGCCCUCAAGGAGGAGCAGCGUGCCUAUGAGGUGCUGAGGGCGGCCUCAGAGAACUCGCAGGACGCCUUCCGCGUGGUCAGCACGAGUGGCGAGCAGCUGAAGGUGUACAAGUGCGAACACUGCCGCGUGCUCUUCCUGGAUCACGUCAUGUACACCAUCCACAUGGGCUGCCAUGGCUUCCGGGAUCCUUUUGAGUGUAACAUGUGUGGUUAUCACAGCCAGGACAGGUACGAGUUCUCAUCCCAUAUCACACGUGGGGAGCAUCGCUACCACCUGAGCUAAAUGCAGCCAGGCCCCACAGAAACACAAAGGUGGCUGCCUCCGCCUCCCCCCUGGCAGACGGACCCAUGGCGGACAAUGUUGAGUGUGUACUUGCAGGCAGUGUUUGUUCCUUUAAGUUGGUUGUUUGGGAUAUAAUUUGCGUUAGAAGACAAGUUUUUAAUGUUAGAGACAGGAUUGCAUUGCAUCGGGAGCAUUCAGAACAUCCAUGCGUCUACACGGUUUUGUUGUCUGCUAGCUGAGAUUUCCCUGACCAGUGGCUUUCUGACCCCCACACCCACACCCAAAGCGGAGCUGCAUUUUCAGAGAACUGAAUGAAACAAUUAUCCAAGAAAGAGCAAAGUGAACCUUGUCCUAAGCAGGGUUUAUGCUGCAUGGAUUCUCCAAAUCCCCCCAAAACAUAAUAGUCACUGGGGUGGGGCCAUCUCAGGGAGCUCCACAGGUGAGCCACAGGACCAGAAAUAAGGCAGCUGAGGAGGAGCAAGGACACAGCCUAUGUGGGGACCAGGGCAGAAGGUUGAUCUUUGAAGGACACUGUUAAGUCAUACACCGCAUGGGAACAUGGUGUCUGAGCAAGUCGUGCUAGGGCACUGACUCCUCCGGGCAAGAAGGGAAGGGGACUGGACAGCCUUGGAGACUCCUCAUUUGCCUCACCCAGCCUCCUGGCACUUGUUGCCCAAUGAGAUGAGCUCAGUGCUCCUGGGGGCACUUUUGGGUAGCCCCCUUCUCUUGUCACCCCAUGCCAUUAAUGGUCCCAAAGCUCAUCACUGCAUUUUAGACGCCAAUCGUGAAAUUGAGAUCUUACUUUAAACUUCUCAUACUGUAAAAUUCCUCAGAAGCCAAAGCUUUCUUCCAAGUCCCACUCUCAGUUGUCUGGGUUUCUAUUCUUCCCUGGAUUGGUUGUACCUGGGAUCGGAACAUACCCCACCAAAGCGCAACCCCAUCCUUCAUUUCAACUGAGUCCCUAUUUUGAUUAUAGCUAUGGCCUGGCUAUCUUAGUCUGAUAAUUAUCCUCCAGAAUGACCAUUUUUAGCAAAUAUAUGGGCCCAGCAUCUCAGUGGCUAAAACACAGAAUAUCCUUGUUUUUAAAUGUUCUGAAGCUCUUCGGUAUAAACACCAAGUAGCAUGUGUUUUCACAUAGACAGGACAGGGACCAUGCAUCCUUUAUCAGGUAGAGGUAUUAGCGUGUUGGAAUGUUUGGGGUCACAGAGUGACCAGUGCAGGUUCCCAGAGAGGAAUGUCCACCAGAUGUCACAGGAAAGAGGUAGGUGAGUGGUAGAGGUGCGAUCUGGUCCAGCCAGACCAAGACAAGGAUGCUCUUCUGAAGGCAAGUCAGUUAGCUGGAGAUCCCAUCAGGAUGCUCCUCUCUUAAGAUUCAGUAUUAGGGUCAUUACCCUCCACCACCUCAAUAAAACAAAAGGCAUAUACUUGUCAAUGUUUACAGCAUGAUCUUCACAGAAACUCUCUGGGGUGAUUCCAAAGAGCUGGAGGGGAAAUUAUCUAUAGCAUCUCUUAGACUAAAUCAGGGGUUCUUAGUUGCAGGCCUCCUGACUCAUGGAGGGCAUCAUCACUGGUGGGGACUGUCCUAUGAAUUGUAGCUUACCUAGCAGUAUCCCUGGUCACUGCCCAGUAAAUGCCAAUAGCAUCCUACUUGAUUUCCAAAACUGUCUCCCAGGUGUUCUUUGGGCAAACAAACCACUGAUCUAAAUUUUAAGCUGGUGGAAAGUGUGGAAAGCUUUCCAAAAAUCAGAAGCACUUCCCCAGUCUGCAGCCUCAAGCUGCACUUACUUCUUUGGAAAGUGGAUGGAUUCUAUUUGCGCACUUGAGACUACACUUCCUCAAGUGCCUCUGGGUUCAGUUGCAGGAAUGAAGUUCACCAAGGUGUCACUCUUAAGUGUCAAUUUCUUUGCUUCCAGAACAAUGUGGCAUUUUGAAAGUGAAAAUAAAAUUGCAACUAUAAUGAUUUACACUGAGUAGAGGGAGAAUCUGAGGAACUAGAGCUGUGACAGCUUUUGUUCAAUAUGCAGUUAAGGAGAAAGGCUGGCCUUACCCAAAUCAUAUAUUCCAGGUGACAACCUCCCAAGCUCCUGCUCACCCUUGUCCUUACCCGUGAGAGCCACAGGGUCAGCUGGUCCAAGGGAGAUGACUCCAAUCCCCACCCCUACCCCUGCCACUGGCAUUCAGAGGUUGAGGCAGGAUUGUAAAUAGUGGCUUCAGGAGCUGUUUUCUAGAAUGCUUUGCCCCUUCCUCUCACUGCCUUUUUUAGCUGAUAUGUCUAUUUGCACACCUUUUGUUGUGGUUUUAUAUUAUAACAGCAUUUUUGAAACUAUUGUAUUUAAGAUAAGGUUUCAUAUUAUGUCCACAAGUAAUUAAAUUAUGUUUGAAGGUGGCUAUAUUCUGUAUCACAAGUUGAUGAUGUUUUUUCUUUAUCUGGUAAAGUAGGGUUUUGCAUGA
This is a messenger RNA of Mesocricetus auratus (golden hamster), 4377 nucleotides long. It is a transcript of the gene Ikzf1, whose product is annotated as IKAROS family zinc finger 1. Gene Ontology annotation, biological process: regulation of transcription by RNA polymerase II. Gene Ontology annotation, molecular function: DNA-binding transcription factor activity; RNA polymerase II cis-regulatory region sequence-specific DNA binding. The coding region runs from base 307 to 1926 and encodes 539 amino acids. The transcript has 9 exons. The record is from RefSeq and is a predicted model, not a curated record. NCBI's taxonomy places the organism in Eukaryota, Metazoa, Chordata, Mammalia, Rodentia, Cricetidae.